Molecule: messenger RNA, 2537 nt
Organism: Nothobranchius furzeri (turquoise killifish)
Lineage: Eukaryota; Metazoa; Chordata; Actinopteri; Cyprinodontiformes; Nothobranchiidae
Product: interferon alpha/beta receptor 2
Biological process (GO): cytokine-mediated signaling pathway
Cellular component (GO): plasma membrane
Molecular function (GO): cytokine receptor activity; protein binding
Source: RefSeq, a predicted model, not a curated record
UAUCUAGUUUUGUUUUGUAUUCAAACCUUUCAAUUGGGUUUUACAGAGAAGCUGAAAACCUCAGAGACCUGUAGCUCCAGCCUCAGAGAGGGAGGGACUUCUGAGGAAACAGAAACUCAUCUUCACGAGUUCCUCUCAGCUCCUCUCUGCUCCUCUGACACAACAACCAGCUGCUGGGUUUCUGACAGGUCCACUGAUCCAGGACCUGGUUUGGGGGGGGCAUGGUUCUGCUGCUGCUGCUGCUGCUGCACUCAGGGUUCUGUGUUCUCCUCCCCUCUCCAGCCAACGUGUCCAUCUCCUCCUAUAACCUGCAGCACUUCCUGAGCUUCUGGCCCAGUCCGGGGACCCCCCAUGGGGCCCACUUCAUGGUCCAGAUCCUCAGCUCCAGGAGGACCAGGUGGACUUCUGUCUCUGACUGUGUUGACCUGAAACCUGGACAGACCUGCAAUCUUACCAGCGACUUCAUGGAUCCUUUGGACCACUACAGAGCCCGGGUCCGAGCCAUCAGCACCAACCAGACGUCCAAAUGGACCGUAUCGAGACAGUUCCAGCCCCUGUCAGACACUGUCCUUGGACCUCCUGAUCUGUCCCUGUCUGGAUGUGGAAGCUGUCUGGUCCUCCGGGUCAGACUUCCUACUGAUAAGCUGCUCUGGCACAAUACCCAGGUGACCAGCAUGUACUGGGAAGUCCUCAUCCAUGUGCACAGAACCAGAGAUGGUGCUGAGCUCAAGCUGAAGCUGCCCUACAAACAGGAGAGCGUCAUCCCGUACCUGGAGCCAGGUGUGGAGUACUGUGUGUCUGUCUCCAUCACGACGACCUUUAACCCCACCAGCAUCUUCAGUGAGCGUCGCUGCUCCUUCACCAGUCCUCCUCCAUCUGAAAUCUCACAGUUCCUGCUGCUGGGUUUGUGUGGGGUGUUCGGCCUGGUGGUGUUCCUCCUGUUGGGUCGGCUCAUCAGAAUUCAUGUAAGAAGGUUCAAACCAGCAACCUGCACUGCCUGAACAUCAGGUCUCAUACCUACAGCUGUGUGAUGAAGACUCCUCUGACUAGAGAUCCUUGACAGCACCUGAACUGGUUCUGCUGGAAACCGUGAUCACUGGCUGGCUGGAAGACCAGGAAGAAGUUGGGGAUGAAUGAUGUUUUAUUUCAUUAAUCUCUGGGUUUAUUUGCUCUGAUGUUGUCUCAGCAUGGACGUAAUUUUCACUUUAGAAGUGGGGGAGACACGGAGUGGGGUGGGGUCGGGGGUGGGGUGUGUGUGUGUGAAUCUUUACAGUAUGCUCUAAUGGGAAACAGGCUUCAACACAAACAGUUGUUUUCCGCUUGGUCCUAGAGCUCAACCAGUGUCAAUUUAAUAUAGCGUAAUAUUGUUUUUAGAUGGUAAAAAGUGCAGGGGUCAAAACUUGACUUUGGAAAAAGUGGGGGGGACAUGUCCCCCCCAAAAAAUUACGUCCAUGUGUCUCAGGUUCACCACUAGCUGCUUUCCUCUGUGACAAACAUUGUCUGAUAUUUUCUCUAAAAUAAACGUUUCCUUUACAACAAUAACAACAGGUGUCCCAGGCAGCAUCACAUUUAAUAUUUCCGCCCAGUUUGAGAGUGAAAACGAGAAACCUGAAUGUAAAUAGUUUUCACGAGGAAGAAACAAGCUGUUAGCGCCUCUCAAGAUAAAAAUCCAGGGGAGCUUCACAAGAACAAAAAUUACAACAAAGAAAUGUUAAAAACAACUAAAAGUAUAAAAACGGGAAAAGUAAAAUGUGAAGAAAGAGAAAAUGAAUGAGAAGGUAAGAUGGAUCCAGGUGGAUGAGGAGAAGGUGCUGAUGGGCCAUCAAAGAGUAGAAUUAACCCACGAUCAUGGGUCCGUUCUGUCAGAACCGGUGGUCUGGUGUCGGCAGCACACACUCCACUAACGCUGUGGUUGGUGGAUCCCUCCUUUGAUCUGCUUAGUUCAAAGUAACUCAUGAGGUGGAGAAGUAGAAGCCAGGCAGCAGUUUCUCUGGAGAAUUGAGGAGAUGCAGGACGAUCAGAGACGGGCAGGACAGGAAAAUGGGAAACUAAACUCAAGAAAACAAAAGUGCUUGACAAGGAAAAUGUUGGUAGAUUCAUCCCUCUGCGCGUUUUAACUUUAUAAAGCAAUAAUAUAUAAGUAUGUAAUAUCUAUGGCUCGCCCAGGGCCGUAUCAAUGCGUUUUAGGGGGCCAAAGCAAAACUCAUGUUUUUCAUCACAUUUAACUUGAAUAUUAUUUAAACUUUAAUUAUCCUAUAAGAAACAGUUUGUUGGAUUGUUUGGAAAAAUAAUCACAACACAACUUAGAAAUUACUUGGAAGGUUUUGUACUGUUUUAAAUACCUUUAGACUGGGAAAUGCUCUUUAAGUGCAUUCAAUAAUACCUUUUAGAAGUAGCUAUCAUGACAAACUAUAAAAAAUCCCUAAUUCUGAGGUCCCAAUGUGGGCAAGGAUGUGUAAAUCCUAAAACCAAAGGGUUGUUUAUUGAAAUGUAAAAACAAAUGGGUUCAUCUUUAAUAAAGACCUUAAAUGUUUACC